Molecule: messenger RNA, 1296 nt
Organism: Danaus chrysippus (African queen)
Lineage: Eukaryota; Metazoa; Arthropoda; Insecta; Lepidoptera; Nymphalidae
Source: the annotation of a GenBank genome assembly
AUGUCAAACAAAUCGCAGACUUUAUUGGAUAUAUUCCAAGAGAUAUUGGCGGCGUCUGGUAACUCUUCGGAUAGCAAAAGCAUCAAUGAGUCUCACAUAUUAUCAGUGCUCAAGGAACAGGCAUCUAGAGGGAGAAGUGAGAACUUGGGUUCAAUUUUAGUCAAAGUAGUCAGCGAUGUUCAGAGCAAAUUGAAUCUUUCCAUAAAAACUGAUACAUGUGGAUACUGCGAUGGAGAUUUCAGAGAUGUUGUCGAAGCCUACAACGGAAUACAUGGCUAUGUUAGUUUGAUAGUGUGCACAAUAGGUGUGUUGGCGAACACAAUGAACGUGGCUGUACUGACGAGACGGGAUAUGGCAGCGGCGCCAAUCAACCGUCUGCUAAAGUGGCUGGCGGUCGCUGACGUCUUCGUCAUGCUUGAAUACGUACCUUUCUCAAUAUACAAGUACUUGGUUCUACCAGAGAAAUUGGAUUUUCCAUAUUCAUGGGCUAUGUAUCUGCUAUUUCAUAUGCAUUUUGCACAAAUCCUUCAUACUGCCUCGAUAUGUCUCACUUUGUCGCUGGCUAUAUGGAGAUACGUUGCAAUAAAAUAUUCAGAUCGGAGCCAUAUCUUAUGUACUGAGAAAAGAUGUAGUAUUGCAAUAUUAACAAGUUUUAUUCUGCCUCCCAUACUUUGUAUACCCACGUUUAUGGUAUUUGAUAUACACACAAAGAAUGUCACCGACGUACAUGGCAAUCCUGAUAUCGCCUAUCACGUUGAUUCUGACAACCAGGGCAGACUGUACCAGGUCAAUUUUUGGGUUCAUGCUGUGCUUAUUAAACUACUGCCGUGUUCAAUUCUCACAGUCAUCAGUUUAUGGCUUAUUCGGGCUUUAUAUAGCGCGAAUCAACACCAAAAGAAUCUUCGGAAUUAUAGCGCGUGUCCCGCUGCAGAAAAAAUGGUGAAGAGACAACAUAAAGCAGACAAAAGAACAGAUAGAACAACAAAAAUGUUGUUGGCAGUUUUGUUGCUGUUUUUAGUGACUGAACUACCCCAAGGCAUUCUGGGAUUAAUGAGCGGUUUGCUCGGAUGGUGCUUUUUCAAACGAUGCUACGAUUUGUUUGGGGAGCUGAUGGAUUUUUUGGCAUUGUUGAACGGAGCCAUCAAUUUCAUACUGUACUGCUCUAUGUCUCGACAAUUUCGCCAAACAUUCAGACAGUUGCUUCUUCAAAGACACUUGGCGCGAUUCCUACCUCCCACCGCCUCUCAUUCGGAAUCUCACAACCAGAAUACGUGCACAGAAAAGAUAAAAAGAUAG